UCUGAGUGAGGGCCUCCAGUCCUUCCGCCCAUUUGGGGAGAGAAUAAAGAAGCUGAGGUUGUCUCCGUCUUACUCAUUGGUAGUUACAACCUUGCAGCCACCACAGCCUCAGCUUCUAGCGUGGACACAGAGAAGGGAAACAGAAGUCCAUUCUCGUGAGGUCCACCUACAGUCACCAUGUAUGAGGACUGUGUCAAGUCCACUGAGGAAUAUUAUUUCCUGUGUGACACAGAGGGGCCAUGGGGCAUUGUUCUGGAGUGCCUGGCAAUAAUCGGCAUAGUGGUUACAGUGAUUCUGCUUUUGGCAUUUCUCUGUCUCAUACGAAAGAUUCAAGACUGUGGCCAGUGGAAUGUCCUCCCUACACAGCUCCUCUUCCUCCUGGGUGUGCUGGGGCUCUUUAGCCUUGCUUUUGCCUUCAUUUUCCAGUUCAGUCAGCAAACUGCCCCUGUGCGCUACUUUUUCUUUGGGGUUCUCUUUGCUCUCUGUUUCUCAUGCCUUUUGGCUCAUGCCUCCCACCUGGUGAAGCUGGUCCGAGGUAGGGUCGCCUUCUCUUGGACAACAAUUCUGUGCAUUGCUAUUGGGCUCAGCCUUUUGCAGACAAUCAUUGCCAUUGAGUAUGUGACUCUCAUAAUGACCAGAGGGAUGAUGUUUGUGCAUAUGACGCCCUGUCAGCUUAAUGUGGACUUUGUCGUACUCCUCGUCUACGUCCUUUUGCUGAUGGCCAUCACAUUCUUCGUCUCCACAGCCACGUUUUGUGGCCCAUGUGAGAACUGGAAGCCACAUGGGAGGCUCAUCUUCAUCACUAUGCUCGUCUCCAUCAUUAUCUGGGUGGUGUGGAUCUCCAUGCUCAUGAGAGGCAACCCACAGUUCCAGCAGCAGCCCCGGUGUGAUGACCCUGUCAUCUGCAUUGCCCUGGUCACCAAUGCAUGGGUUUUCCUGCUGCUGUACAUCAUACCUGAGCUCUGCAUUCUCUACAGAUCAUGUAAACAGGAUUGCCCUCCACAAGGCAAUGCCUGCUCAGUCCCAGCCUACCAAUGCAACUUCAGAGUGGAGAACCAGGAACUCUCAAGAGCCCGAGACAGUGAUGGAGCUGAGGAGGAUGUAGCAUUAACUUCAUAUUCAGCUGCAGACUGUUGAUCCCAUGCAAGAGUAUUUCCUCCCAUGGGCUAUAUACUAGGCCCCCAGCAAGACGCAGACUUACAAAGUCCACAGGAAACACGAGUACUGAAAACCCAGAAGACCAUCUUAAUGUAGC
Rhinolophus ferrumequinum (greater horseshoe bat) is the source of this 1255-nucleotide messenger RNA. It is a transcript of the gene GPRC5D, whose product is annotated as G protein-coupled receptor class C group 5 member D. Bases 178 to 1137 code for a protein of 319 amino acids. NCBI's taxonomy places the organism in Eukaryota, Metazoa, Chordata, Mammalia, Chiroptera, Rhinolophidae. The record is from RefSeq and is a predicted model, not a curated record. Gene Ontology annotation, cellular component: extracellular exosome; signaling receptor complex; plasma membrane. Gene Ontology annotation, biological process: G protein-coupled receptor signaling pathway. The transcript is spliced from 4 exons. Gene Ontology annotation, molecular function: protein kinase activator activity; G protein-coupled receptor activity.